GUUUCGUGCAGUGCGGGCCAUUGCGGGGACCGUGACUGAUAUAUAAGCCAUCAACGACUCAACUGUGUCUUUCUCACGCGAAAGAAACGGAGAUUACCCAACAAAACAACAAAGCAUGUUGCAGAGACCUAGACGAAGGUGCGAGGGCACGGCCAUGGGUGCCAUCGUUCUGGAUCUUAAGCCCGGGCUUGGAAUAGGGCCUUUCUCCCUUGGGAUGCCGAUCUCCAAAGCGUUUGCUCAAAUAGAGCAACAGCCUAACAUUUACGAUGUUGUCCACGUCAAGUAUUUUGACGAGGAGCCAUUAAAGCUGGAUAUAGUCAUUAGCUUUCCAGAUCAUGGUUUUCAUCUUCGUUUUGAUCCUUGGUCGCAGAGGCUACGCCUUAUUGAGAUUUUUGAUGUUAAACGGCUUCAAAUGCGCUAUGCCACUUCUCUGAUUGGGGGUCCAUCAACUCUAGCUACUUUUGUAGCUGUAUAUGCACUUUUUGGACCAACUUUUCCAGGAAGUUACGACAAAGAUAGAGGUGUUUACACUCUGUUCUACCCGGGUUUAUCUUUUGCUUUUCCGAUUCCCACCCAGUAUACAGAUUGCUGCCAUGAUGGAGAAGCGGAGUUGCCUCUAGAGUUCCCAGAUGGUACUACUCCAGUUACAUGCCGUGUGUCUAUAUAUGAUAGUUCUACAGACAGUAAGGUUGGUGUGGGAUCCUCGAUGGAAAAAGCUUCUGCUCCUCCAUUACCUGCUGGCAGCCUCUACAUGGAAGAGGUGCAUGUUAAGCUUGGGGAAGAAUUACGGUUUACUGUUGGUGGUCAGCAUAUUCCCUUUGGUGCAUCACCACAGGAUGUGUGGACUGAAUUAGGCCGUCCUUGUGGAAUCCAUCAAAAGCAGGUUGACCAAAUGGUAAUUCACUCUGCCUCAGAUCCUCGCCCACGGACAACUCUCUGUGGUGAUUACUUCUACAAUUAUUUUGAUCGUGGUUUGGACAUACUAUUUGAUGGGCAGACUCAUAAAAUCAAGAAAUUUGUCUUGCACACAAACUAUCCUGGGCAUGCAGAUUUUAAUUCAUACAUGAAAUGCAACUUUGUUAUCUAUGGUUCUGAUUUUGGUGGUUCUUUUCAGGAAGUAAAAAUGUCCAAACACAGAAUUACGCCAAGCACAAAAUGGGAGCAAGUGAAGGAAAUCCUUGGGGACUGUGGCCGUGCAGCUAUUCAAACGCAAGGUUCUACAAACAAUCCAUUUGGAUCUACUUUUGUGUAUGGUUAUCAAAAUGUUGCAUUUGAGGUAAUGAAGAAUGGAUAUAUUGCAACUGUAACUCUCUUCCAGUCGUGAUUAAACAUUGAAUGGGAGCAGAUGAUUUGUACAGUCAAGGUUUCAACAGUAAAUACUGCUCCAAAUCCUCUUGAUGGGAAGCAAGUAAAAUAAUUGUACAGUUGUGUGAUGAUUUGUACAGUUUAUUCAAAGUCUUGUACAUGUAAUUCACCAGGUAUCCUCUGCCAGUAAAUUGAAUGGAAAAUUGUCUGCAAUGCCUUCCAGCAUCUGAGGCAAUUCCUCAGUGACUAGACAUUUGUGCUACAUGAGCUUCGAGAUGAACAUGCUGGUGGCUUAGAAAAUUCUUGUACUAAUGGCAGUAAGGGUUGAUAUUUA
Messenger RNA from Vitis riparia (riverbank grape), 1639 nucleotides. Its product is annotated as UPF0183 protein At3g51130. The transcript is spliced from 15 exons. The coding region runs from base 116 to 1324 and encodes 402 amino acids. The record is from RefSeq and is a predicted model, not a curated record. NCBI's taxonomy places the organism in Eukaryota, Viridiplantae, Streptophyta, Magnoliopsida, Vitales, Vitaceae.